AUGUUAUUCAUGUACGACGGGAAUCUUGAGAAAGACAUUGUUACUUUUUACGUGAAUAACAUGGGAAAAAGACGCGGAAACCGAAGAGACGACUACGGAGGAAGAAGCGGAAGCAGGCCGUGGAACGCAGUCAUGGUAAAUGAGGUGCCUUCCUUUAAUCGGCGUAAAUUAUUCCUGCGCGCGUGCGCGGACGUUACACCUACACCGCAAUCAGAGAAACCAAAGAAGAGACGAUUAGCUUCUGGUUCUACGUCAGAGACUUCAUGGAACAUCUCAGGCCAUACAUACUAUACUGGCCAAAGAGAAUCUCUUACAAAGAAUACCGAUAUGGUCACAGAAAUUGCGCUCAAUGACAUGAUAAAUAAUGCCAUCAGGCGGUUCUAUUCGACAUAUACAUCUUACCUUGGAAACAUAAUCUCUCGACUGAAGACUGGAAAUACGAAUUCGACUCCACCACCAAUAUUAUCCAGAUUAGGAGGAAAGGACAAAAAAGCAAUUGCUCUAUGGAUCCCCUACACACGGUGUCAAAUUGCGCAGAAGGAACGGCGCAGUACUCGGCCAAAACUGCGGUGA
Paraglomus brasilianum is the source of this 573-nucleotide messenger RNA. NCBI's taxonomy places the organism in Eukaryota, Fungi, Glomeromycota, Glomeromycetes, Paraglomerales, Paraglomeraceae. The record is from the annotation of a GenBank genome assembly.